Molecule: messenger RNA, 2757 nt
Organism: Acanthopagrus latus (yellowfin seabream)
Lineage: Eukaryota; Metazoa; Chordata; Actinopteri; Spariformes; Sparidae
Product: transmembrane protein 121
Exons: 2
Coding region: 1285-2235 (316 amino acids)
Source: RefSeq, a predicted model, not a curated record
UCUGCUGAGCGUCACCUCCACACAGCAAGUGCCUUUACUUGAGCUGAAGAGGGAGAAGGGAGAGGAGGGUGUCUGUGUGAGAGAGAGAUAGAGAGAGAGAGAGAGAAAGAGAGAAGAAGAAGAAAUCUCAGGAGUGUCUGAACGCAUCUCUCAGACUUUCGUAGAGAGGACUCAGAAGUGCACCGAGACAGACGGGCAGAGGCAAACGACGUCGGAGUAUCACAGCGCUGGUGGUGCUGGCAGUGCACGCUGAGCGGAGGCAGGGAAAUCCACUGGCGUUGUUGAUCCUGGUGUCCCUGGCAAAAAAAAAACAAAAAAAAAACCCAAACAAAAAAAGCUGCUCGGGCAGGAGAGAGACAAAACGGCGCGACAGCCAGGAUCUCGCCAGGGGGGCAGCAUUUCACAGCGACAACGAAGCGUGGAGACAGCUGAAAACUGCACACACACAGACACACACACAGCUGAGCGGGGAAGGACACUUAGUCGCACGCUGCAUUUAAAAGAUUCACUCCAACCUUUUCUUCUCCUGCUGAAACUUACACACCAAGACAGAUUGUAAAUGUCACCUUUACGCGUCCAUGGAUGCCGGAUGAUGGAGAGGAAAACUUCCGGAGAGGAGAUUCUUUUUUAAGCAGGACUUACUGCAGAGAUUUUUCCACUGAGAAUAACUUUCUUUUUUUGGGUGGGGGGGGAAUAUGGGAGGUUUAAACCCUCUAUCUAAGCACACCACAGAAUAACCUCUAUUCUUAGUUGCAGUAACUGAGAGCGUUCUUCGGGACCAUUAAGAUGCCUCCUCCAGAUUCAGUCUGAGCAGUAAGUGGAUUAUCACGGCAAUAUUUUGGGAUUUCUUUUUCGCUUGAGAAAAAAAAAGAAAAAGAGGAAGAAGAGAGAAAUAUAUCCAUGACUGGUGGAUUUACGUCUGUCAGAGAAGGAAAGGAUCCCGUACGUUUUCUCCUCUCCCUCCCCUGUGGAUUACAGAUGGGCUUUGUGAUCUCCCAGUGCAGUCUCAUGGAUGAUCGCUCACUGCCAGUCAUUAGGAUAAAGUACAAAGAGGGACACAAGUGGCUUGGGCACGAGCGGAGAUUGAUUGAAGUGAUCUGUGUGAAUCCUAUUAAUGCAUCUUGGAUUCUGGCCAAGGCAAAAGCAAUGGAGGGGAACACCGCUGUCUAGCAGCACUAUCUGAUCUGCCUCCUCACUGGACAAACGGAGCACCCUCUGCACUCCCUCUUCAACAACAGUCCUCCUCCUCCUCCUCCUCCACCUCCUCCUCUCGCCUAGGCAAGGAUGGUACCUCCACCUCCCACCAACAAGCCCCACGUGUGCCUUUCCACCAUCCUGAUUAUGAGCAGCAUGGCGCUGAUUGAUGCCUACCUAGUGGAGCAGAACCACGGACCGCGCAAGAUUGGCAUCUGCAUCAUGGUGAUGGUGGGAGACAUCUGCUUCCUGAUAGUCUUGCGUUACGUGGCGGUGUGGGUGGGCGCCGAGGUACGCACAGCCAAGAGGGGCUACGCCAUGAUCCUCUGGUUCCUUUACAUCUUUGUGCUGGAGAUCAAGGUCUACUUUGUGUAUCAAAACUACAAGGCGGACAGGAAGAGCCUGGACGCCCUGGCGAGGAAAGCGUUGACGUUGCUGCUGUCCAUUUGCAUCCCAGUGCUGUUUGUGGUGCUGGUCGCGAUCGAUCACAUGGAGUACGUUCGAGCCUUCAAGAAGCGCGAGGAGAUCCGUAACCGUCUCUUCUGGGUGGUGGUGGACUUGCUGGACAUACUGGACAUCCAAGCCAACCUGUGGGAGCCCCAAAAGAAGGGGCUUCCUUUGUGGGCGGAGGGCCUGAUGUUCUUCUACUGCUACAUCCUGCUGCUGGUGCUGCCCUGCGUGUCCUUGAGCGAGAUCAGCAUGCAGGGCAUCAACAUCGUGCCCCACAAGAUGCUCCUGUACCCCAUCCUCAGCUUGGUCACCAUCAACAUCAUCACGCUCUUCAUCCGCGGGGGCAACAUGAUCCUGUACAGGGACGCCAGGGUGUCGGGGAUCCUGAUAGGAAAGAACAUCCUGGCUAUCAUCCUAAAGACCUGCAGCUUCGUGCAGUACAGGAGACAGUUGCAGAACGCCUCUCCUGCCUUCGGGGUCGAGCUGCAGAAAAACUCGGUGGCCCACGCUCGCCCCACCCCCACCCCUCCUCAAGUGGUCAUGCAGGACCAGACGCCCCUCCCCGAGGUGACCACGUGCGAGCACACAUGACAGAAUGGCGGGGUGAAUCCUGGAGUUGUCCGUGUGAACAUACAUGACCCUCAGGAUGCUGGCAGGGCACAAUGAACACACCUGAUCUCCACUGGCACAUAAGACACUGCACACGCCUAUAGCGAGCAUCGAGCAGUGCUGUAUCCAAAGCUGUCAUGGUGCAAAGUACAGUCUCACUUGUGACUUUGGUAAAGCAUUUCCUCCUCAAUGAAUUCAGUUAACUGUGUAUUUUUUCUAAUUGUACGAGAGAAAAAAAAAAGCAAAAAAAAAAAAAGCUAUUACUGCAAGAUUAGAGGAUAUAUUUUUGAACUGUGUGUGUUGCAUUCUAAUCUUAAACUUAAGGGUCCGUGUGCUGUGGUGUGUAUUUCUGUUGCUCGGAUGUUUGUAGUAGUGGGGGGCUUUAUCACGAGCAACCAGUGAGAGAAUCCAAGUUAAUGAGAAUGAAAAAUAACAGUUAAAGCUUUUCUCUUGAGAGAAGUGUGUUUUUAUAUGUGAUUCUUUGAUAAAGUAUUGUGUACAAGA